GACCAGCCCCCCAAGCAGUUCACCUUCGACGGCGCCUACUACAUGGACCACUUCACCGAGCAGAUCUACAACGAGAUCGCCUACCCGCUUGUGGAGGGUGUCACCGAGGGCUACAACGGCACCAUCUUUGCCUAUGGCCAGACGGGCAGCGGGAAGUCCUUCACCAUGCAGGGCCUGCCGGACCCGCCCUCCCAGAGGGGCAUCAUCCCCCGGGCCUUCGAGCACGUCUUUGAGAGUGUCCAGUGUGCGGAGAACACCAAGUUCCUGGUUCGGGCCUCCUACCUAGAGAUCUACAACGAGGACGUCCGCGACCUGCUGGGGGCCGACACCAAGCAGAAGCUGGAGCUGAAGGAGCACCCGGAGAAGGGCGUGUACGUGAGGGGUCUGUCCAUGCACACAGUGCACAGCGUGGCCCAGUGCGAGCGCAUCAUGGAGACGGGCUGGAAGAACCGGUCGGUGGGCUACACGCUGAUGAACAAGGACUCCUCCCGCUCCCACUCCAUCUUCACCAUCAGCAUCGAGAUCUACGCUGUGGAUGAGCGGGGCAAGGACCACCUCCGCGCGGGCAAGCUGAACCUGGUGGACCUGGCGGGCAGUGAGCGCCAGUCCAAGACGGGGGCCACGGGCGAGCGGCUCAAGGAGGCCACCAAGAUCAACCUGUCGCUGUCGGCGCUGGGCAACGUCAUCUCGGCCCUGGUGGACGGGCGCAGCAAGCACAUCCCCUACCGGGACUCGAAGCUGACCCGGCUGCUGCAGGACUCGCUGGGCGGCAACACCAAGACCCUGAUGGUGGCCUGCCUGUCGCCUGCCGACAACAACUACGACGAGACGCUCAGCACUCUGCGCUACGCCAACCGGGCCAAGAACAUCAAGAACAAGCCGCGCAUCAACGAGGACCCCAAGGACGCCCUCCUGCGGGAGUACCAGGAGGAGAUCAAGAAGCUCAAGGCCAUUCUGGCCCAGCAGAUGAGCCCCGGGAACCUGUCAGCCCUGCUGGCCAGCCAGGUGCCCCUAAACUCCGUCCAGACAGAGGAGAAGCUGUUGUCCCCCACAGUGAUCCAGCCCGACACAGAGGCGGAGAAGCAGUUGAUCCGGGAGGAGUACGAAGAGCGCCUGGCCCGGCUGAAGGCCGACUACGAGGCGGAGCAGGAGUCCAGGGCCAGGCUGGAGGAGGACAUCACUGCCAUGCGCAACUCGUACGACGUGAAGCUGUCCACGCUGGAGGAGAACCUGCGCAAGGAGACAGAGGCUGUCCUGAAGGCAGAAGUCCUCUACAAGACCGAGGUCAUGUCCAAGGCCGAGUUUGCCAGCAGCUCUGAGUAUUCCCCCACCUUCCAGUAUGAGAUGGCCGUGAAGCCCGAGAUCUAUUCCAUGCCCGACACUCUGCCCAGCGAGGCCGUCCCCAGCCUGGAGGAGAGGCCUGAGGUGGAAACCACCAAGUCUGAGGUUUCUUUUGGGUCUGAUGAGUCUUCUGCACCGGAAGGAACCUCCCUGUUCGAGACCUUCCCUGGGCGCGAGGAGUCCCCCAACGUGGAGUUUUUUGCGCCCGAUGAGCUGGAGGCCAAGGGCGGGUACUUCCAGGAUGAGGGUCUCAGCCAGGAGGCUUCGGACCCCCUGCAGGAGGGGGAGAGCUUCCUCCAGGAAGAGGGGCCGCAGCUGCUGCCCCUGGGGCUGUUGCCGGGCCUGCCCGACCCGUUCGCAGAGGUGGAAGCCAAGCUGGCCAGGCUGACCUCCACCAUGGCUGGGGUGGACACGCCCCCACCGGAUGUCUCUAAGGCCCCCGUUCAGCACGCCGCCCCGACAGAUCAGCUGGAGCCUGGGAUCCUCGGCGCUGAAGCUGAGGUGACCGACGAUCUGCCCAGGACCUUUGUGGCACAGGACACAGAGAGCGAGAGGAAGGCGUUGACGCAGCCCCCGCCCACGGAGGGGGAGAGCCAGACGCCGGCCCCGGGACCCCCGCACUGGGAGGUUGAUCUGGGACCGGAAGUGAACGAGGAGGUGAUGUUGGCCACCGAGCCAGGUGUGGGGCCAGAGGUGGAGGCCGCGGAGGCCACGGAGGAGGCUCAGCCUCGGCCCCCGCUGGGCUUGGCGGCGGCAAGGAAGGACAGCGUGGGCACGGAGGCGGCAGUGCUGACUGACCAGCGGCUGGUGCUCGCCCGUCUGCAGCUGCUGGAGCAGCAGGUGGUCGGCGGGGAGCAGGCCAAGAACAAGGACCUGAAGGAGAAGCACAGGCGGAGGAAGCGGUAUGCUGACGAGCGCAAGAAGCAGCUGGUGGCGGCCCUGCAGAACUCGGACGAGGACAGCGGGGACUGGGUGCUGCUCAACGUUUACGACUCCAUCCAGGAGGAAGUGAGGGCCAAGAGCAAGCUGCUGGAGAGGAUGCAGAGGAAGCUUCGGGCAGCAGAGGUGGAGAUCAAAGACCUGCAGUCGGAGUUCGAGCUGGAGAAGAUUGACUAUCUGGCCACCAUCCGUCGGCAGGAGCGCGACUCUCUGCUCUUCCAGCAGCUCCUGGAGCAGGUGCAGGCUCUGAUUCGCAGGGACUGUAACUACAGCAACCUGGACAAGAUCCGGCGGGAGUCCUGCUGGGAUGAAGAUAAUGGCUUCUGGAAGAUUCCUGAGCCCCUCAUCAUGAAAACCAGCCUCCCAGUAGCAGUUUCCGCAGGGCCACAGAACAAACCAGCCCGCAGAGCCUCUGCUGUGGACGGCAGCGAGCCAGGCGUGGAAGAAGACCGCUACAAGCUGAUGCUCAGCCGGAGUGACAGUGAAAACAUCGCGAGUAACUACUUCCGGUCGAAGCGGGCCAGCCAGAUCCUCAGCUCAGACCCCAUGAAGAGCCUCACGCGUCACAACUCGCCGCCAGGCCUCAGCUCCCCACUCAGCACCAACCCUGCCAUCCCACCCACCCAGGCCCCCGAAAUGCCACAACCCCGGCCCUUCCGCCUCGAGUCCCUCGACAUCCCCUUUGCCAAGGCCAAGCGUAAGAAAAGCAAAAGCAGCUUUGGUAGUGAGCCUCUGUGAACAGUGCCGGCUGCUGCCCCGCCUGGGCUUUCGUGACUCCCC
Molecule: messenger RNA, 3060 nt
Organism: Condylura cristata (star-nosed mole)
Lineage: Eukaryota; Metazoa; Chordata; Mammalia; Eulipotyphla; Talpidae
Gene: KIF17
Product: kinesin family member 17
Exons: 16
Coding region: 43-3018 (991 amino acids)
Biological process (GO): microtubule-based movement
Molecular function (GO): microtubule binding; ATP binding; microtubule motor activity
Source: RefSeq, a predicted model, not a curated record